GGAACCAAUUCAAUAUUAUUGCUUCUUAAAUAGCGAAGGAACUCGCUCUCUCGGACACCGGCAAGCAGCAGCAAACAAGCACCAUAUAUAGUUAUCUGGUUUUACUCUGAGUCCUGCUACUGCUACCCGCAACUCCUUUUACUUCUUCAAUGGCACCAAUCGUGUUAAAGAAUCUAAACAAGACUGAUAUCGAGAAACGAAUGACCCUCCCGAGCAAGUCCCUCAAGUCUUUCCCUCCUUUAAGCGGCGAUAAGCAUAUGGUGGAUUUUCAUGUGAUAGAAGAGUGCGGCCGUGUUUGGAAGUUCCGAAUCCACACUCGUAAAAACGACAGAAAGUACCGGAAGCCGGUUCUUACCAAGGGAUGGCUAGAGUUCGUACGCAGCAAACAGCUUUGUAUCGGCGACAGAGUUGGGUUUUACAUGGAGAAAAAAGAAGCUGGUAGUGUUGAGUAUCGUGUCAAAGUGGAGAAAAGAGUUAAAAUAUUUGAUAAUUUAGGCGACGGUGUGGAAACUUCUGGAAUGGGUUCCAAUCGUUCUGGUAUUUUUGGCUCAACGCUUAGCCGUGUUCCCCUUCCCCCUGUAAGUACGCCUUCUGAGUUCAAAAGUUCUGCAAAUGAAGAGGUGCGCAAGAUGGUAGUGAAAAUGGAGGCCAUGGAGGAAAAAAAUUUCCGUAUGGAAAACCACAUAGCUAGAUUGACUUCGAACUUGGAAAAGCUUCUCCACAAGAUUGUUGGAUCCUCAAAUAUUUUGGGUUCUGAUUCUUCUGAAUAGCAUUUUCGCGAGGAGGAAGACCCGGAAGAGGAUGAUGCUUAAUGGAGUUUACCCACCAUUUUCGUUGUACGUGGCAUUAUGCUGAUUCAAAUUGGUAGUGUUGUUAUGUUGAACUUCUGAAAACACGAACCAUUGAAGGAAUGAGGUUAUUAAGCGAAGCGUUAUCAUUUGUAUGAAUGUAUAGGAAACUAUUAAGCAAAUACAUGAUCGAUACAUUAUAACAAAGUUGAUGAAUCCAUGGAGUGUAUUGUAAAAUGGAACGUUGUUAUUCUUAAUGGAAUUGUCCGUCUAGUUCAGUUGGUAGAGCGCAAGGCUCUUAACCUUGUGGU
This is a messenger RNA of Hibiscus syriacus, 1099 nucleotides long. Its product is annotated as B3 domain-containing protein At5g06250-like. Bases 150 to 770 code for a protein of 206 amino acids. Gene Ontology annotation, molecular function: DNA binding; DNA-binding transcription factor activity. The record is from RefSeq and is a predicted model, not a curated record. The transcript is spliced from 2 exons. Lineage: Eukaryota; Viridiplantae; Streptophyta; Magnoliopsida; Malvales; Malvaceae.